Molecule: messenger RNA, 2786 nt
Organism: Perognathus longimembris pacificus (Pacific pocket mouse)
Lineage: Eukaryota; Metazoa; Chordata; Mammalia; Rodentia; Heteromyidae
Gene: Mcm4
Product: minichromosome maintenance complex component 4
Biological process (GO): DNA replication; double-strand break repair via break-induced replication; DNA strand elongation involved in DNA replication
Cellular component (GO): nucleus; MCM complex
Molecular function (GO): ATP binding; single-stranded DNA binding; single-stranded DNA helicase activity
Source: RefSeq, a predicted model, not a curated record
GCGUGCGGCGCGGAGCACCGCGGGACGUCCGUGUCGUGGGCUCGAGCCUGUGCGUGGCGCACACACCCCCGUCGUCAUGUCGUCCCCGGCGUCGACUCCCAGCCGCCGCAGCAGCCGGCGCGGACGCGCCACCCCCGCCCAGACGCCUCGGAGCGAGGAAGCCAGGUCCUCUCCCUCUCUGAGACGCAGAGGCGAGGACUCCACUUCCACGGGAGAGUUGCAGCCCAUGCCCACCUCACCCGGAGCCGACUUGCAGAGCCCUGCCGCUCAGGAUGCCCUGUUUUCCAGCCCUCCUCCGAUGCACUCUUCAGCCAUUCCUAUAGACUUUGAUAUUAGCUCACCGCUGACAUAUGGCACGCCCAGCUCUCGGGUGGAGGGAACCCCAAGAAGUGGGGUUAGGGGCACACCAGUGAGGCAGAGACCUGACCUGGGCUCCGCAAGGAAGGGUCUGCAGGUGGAUGUACAGUCUGACGGGGCAGCAGCAGAAGAUGUAGUGGCAAGUGAACACUCUCUUGGACAAAAACUUGUCAUCUGGGGGACAGAUGUAAAUGUGGCAACAUGCAAAGAAAAUUUUCAGAGAUUUCUUCAGCGUUUUAUUGAUCCCCUGGCUAAAGAAGAAGAAAAUGUUGGCAUAGAUCUCAAUGAACCUUUGUACAUGCAACGGCUUGCAGAGAUUAAUGUUAUUGGGGAGCCAUUUUUAAAUGUAAACUGUGAACACAUAAAGUCAUUUGACGAAAGUUUGUAUAGACAGCUCAUCUUUUACCCACAGGAAGUUAUACCAACCUUUGACAUGGCUGUCAAUGAAAUCUUCUUUAACCGUUACCCUGACUCUAUCUUAGAACAUCAGAUUCAAGUAAGACCAUUCAAUGCGUUAAAGACAAAGAAUAUGAGAAACCUGAAUCCAGAAGACAUUGACCAGCUCAUCACCAUCAGCGGCAUGGUCAUCAGGACCUCCCAGCUGAUCCCCGAGAUGCAGGAGGCAUUCUUCCAGUGCCAAGUGUGUGCCCACACCACCCGGGUGGAGAUGGACCGCGGCCGCAUUGCCGAGCCCUACGUGUGUGCCCGCUGCCACACGACCCACAGCAUGGCACUGAUCCACAACCGUUCGCUCUUCUCCGACAAGCAGAUGAUUAAACUUCAGGAAUCUCCUGAAGACAUGCCUGCUGGCCAGACGCCACACACCGUUAUCCUGUUUGCUCACAAUGAUCUUGUGGACAAGGUUCAGCCUGGGGACCGAGUGAAUGUCACCGGCAUCUACCGAGCAGUGCCUAUUCGAGUCAACCCCAGAGUGAGCAACGUGAAGUCUGUCUACAAAACCCACAUUGAUGUGAUUCAUUAUCGGAAAACGGACGCCAAGCGCCUGCAUGGCCUCGAUGAAGAGGCAGAACAGAAGCUCUUUUCAGAAAAACGUGUGGAGUUGCUUAAGGAACUUUCCGGGAAACCAGACAUAUAUGAAAGACUCGCUUCAGCCUUGGCUCCCAGCAUUUAUGAGCAUGAAGAUAUAAAGAAGGGGAUCUUACUUCAGCUCUUUGGUGGAACAAGGAAAGAUUUUAGUCACACAGGAAGGGGUAAAUUUCGUGCGGAGAUCAACAUCCUUCUGUGCGGUGACCCUGGCACCAGCAAGUCCCAGCUGCUGCAGUACGUGUACAAUCUGGUCCCGCGGGGUCAGUACACAUCUGGAAAGGGCUCCAGUGCGGUUGGCCUCACCGCCUAUGUGAUGAAAGAUCCUGAGACCAGGCAGCUGGUCCUGCAGACGGGUGCCCUUGUCCUGAGCGACAAUGGCAUCUGCUGUAUUGAUGAGUUUGACAAGAUGAAUGAGAGUACAAGAUCAGUGCUGCACGAAGUCAUGGAGCAGCAAACGCUGUCCAUUGCGAAGGCUGGGAUCAUCUGUCAGCUCAAUGCACGCACUUCUAUACUGGCAGCAGCAAACCCCAUUGAAUCUCAGUGGAACCCUAAAAAGACAACUAUCGAAAACAUCCAGCUACCUCAUACACUGUUAUCAAGGUUUGAUCUGAUUUUCCUAAUGCUGGACCCUCAGGAUGAGGCGUACGACAGGCGUCUGGCCCAUCACCUGGUCUCCCUGUACUACCAGAGCGAGGAGCAGGUGGAGGAAGAGUUCUUGGACAUGGCAGUGCUGAAGGACUACAUUGCAUACGCUCAUAGUACCAUCAUGCCCCGUCUGAGUGAGGAGGCCAGCCAGGCUCUGAUUGAGGCUUAUGUCGACAUGAGGAAGAUCGGUAGUAGCCGUGGAAUGGUUUCUGCAUACCCUCGACAGCUGGAGUCAUUAAUUCGAUUAGCAGAAGCUCAUGCUAAAGUACGAUUUUCCAACAAAGUUGAAGCAGUUGAUGUGGAAGAGGCAAAACGCCUCCACCGGGAGGCUCUGAAGCAGUCUGCAACUGACCCCCGGACUGGCAUUGUGGACAUAUCCAUUCUCACUACAGGAAUGAGUGCCACAUCUCGUAAACGGAAAGAAGAAUUAGCUGAAGCAUUGAGAAAACUUAUUUUAUCUAAAGGCAAAACACCAGCUCUAAAAUACCAGCAGCUUUUUGAAGAUAUUCGGGGACAGUCUGACAUAGCAAUUACCAAAGAUAUGUUUGAAGAAGCCCUACGUGCGUUGGCUGACGACGACUUCUUGACAGUGACUGGAAAAACUGUUCGCUUGCUCUGAGGUUGUUGGGAGCCAUACGGCUUACAUGCCACUGCUGCUGCCGCCAAUGCAAAUAAGUUCUGAAAGGCACUGUCCAGCUGCAUUUAAGUUUCCUAGCUGGAUUCAAUUUUGUUAGAAG